CUUUCACACUUCAAGAAUUGGUUCUCUAAUCCCGACGUCUCCAUCACUUGUAGCGAGAGUUUGAUUACCUCUCCGGGGCAUGAGCCCACUUCUCAUCAUGGAGAGUCUUCAAAGCUCGGUUUGUCGUACCUGUCGACUACGACUGCAGAGCUCGAGUGCCGCAGCUCGACUCUUCUCUACCACAUCGUCAAGAUCAUACAUUCCUCCUGAAUCUCCUCACUAUGUCGACAUCCCCGAACCGUAUCAGUCGAUCACUGAACGACGUCCUCACCUCAAGGGUAUUCUACCAGUGCCUCGGGAAAUUUUCCCCCGAAACCGCCCUGACAAACCAGGACGACAGUACCUCGCCAACGUGACACGAGACCCACUGGAGAAGAACAAAAUUCCACUCAAUAAACAAACCGAAGGCCAGAAGUACAAGCUGCGCAUGGCGGAACUCCGCAAGUCUCAUCUUCGCGAAGGCUUGACCCAGCUGUACCAGCGCAAGAAAUCGUCCGAGGGCAAGAUCCUACGGCGUGUCAUCUACAAACAAGCCGAACAUGCGCGACUGAUAGCUCAACCUGAACGGGAGGACGAACGAUUGACAAAAGCGUCUUUGCCCAGUGCCAUGCGUCCACAGAAGCUACAUCAGCUCUCCGAAGAGGAAGAAGCAGCGAUUUUCAGGGCUCGAAAGGAACGUCACGAAGCGCUUCUCCAGGCCAAGGUGGACGAUCGCAAAAAUCGACUGCACACUCUGUAUAUGAAUGCUAGAAAAUUCAUCACCACCCAAAAGCAGUUGAACACAGCUUUGGACGAAGCAUUCAGUACUGGCAGCAUGCCGAUCUGGGAACUGGGCAUGCCCUCGGGGCUGGAUGAUCUGUUGCGCGCUGGCGACAAUUCUGCUCUUCAGCCUGAUUCUAUGGACGCCAUUGCUGGACCGGAUCAGCGCAGCCUCUAUGACAAGCGCAGGCGUGAGAAGUUCGACCUCGAUCAAACUCGUAUGCGCAGAAUCGCAGAAAAAUUGAGCGGUGGAAAGAUGUAAUUUCUGCGUUGGGCCAAAUGAUGCGGGAUUAGGAGAGGUGGCCUUCAAAGGAGAGCCAACUGGGUUUUACAUCGUAGUAGGGUGAUCGACAACAAGAUCAAGAUAGGUGCGUGUGCAUGUGCUCACAGGUGAUACUUCACAUGUAAAAUUAUACGGCUGGUGGCCAAUAUGCUAGACAAACGUUGAAUUAUUAAAACAGAGGACUUGGAAUCUUUGCAUUCAGUAUUGAUCCG
Molecule: messenger RNA, 1254 nt
Organism: Exophiala mesophila
Lineage: Eukaryota; Fungi; Ascomycota; Eurotiomycetes; Chaetothyriales; Herpotrichiellaceae
Exons: 1
Coding region: 80-1021 (313 amino acids)
Source: RefSeq, a predicted model, not a curated record